AUGCUGCAGCUGUGUAAAGUCACCAGCGCUCUGUUCAUCAGUAAUGCUCGCUCAGCCUGCAGUGACGAGCUCAUCCAGCAGGAGGCGGUGACGCUCUGCAUCAACGUGUCCAAGCAGCAGCCGUUCCCCUCAUCCUCCGGCGUCACCAAGCUGCAGAUCCCCGUCUACGAUGACCCCAACGAGGACCUUUACAGCCACUUCGACCGCUGCGCCGACGCCAUCCAGAAGGAGGCGAAGCGCGGCGGACACAGCGUGGUCUACUGCAAGAACGGACGCAGCCGCUCGGCCACCAUCUGCAUCGCUUACCUGAUGAAACACCGCAAAAUGACGCUGAUAGAAGCCGUACAGAGAGUGAAGACGGCUCGUCAUGUGAUUGAUCCGAACCCCGGCUUCAUGACUCAGCUGCAGCGAUACGAGCAGGAGCUGAAGAAGAGACGAGGAGGAGGAAGAGAGGCCAACUGACACUGACUCAGGAUGUUUGAUUUCUUCACCCUGAAACCUUUUUUUGGCCGUCCUCACAGUGUCGAUGAGAAAACAGCUGACAGGUGAAUUAACACUGGACUCUCUCCUCUCUGUGCACCUUCACAUCACAGCUCCAGUCAGUUCUCACCUGAACUCUGUUUUCUCAUCUUUUAUUUUAUUUUCUGAGGUAAGAAUUAAAAAAAAAACAGGAUAAACAAACAUAGAAGUGAAGAUAAAAGUCCCCAGCAGACACUAAAGUCUUAAUGUUGCUUAUUUUACUGUGAAGAUGUUGAAAAGAAGAAUAGAUGACAGGGCGGUCACAGUGAUGAAGCAAUACAUCUCUGAGGCUCUCAAAAAAAACAAAAGAAUAUAUAAAAACUUUAUUUAUAUAUCGCUUUUCUUAACGUAAUCACAAAGUGCUUAAACAUAAAAAAACAUGAAGCAGUUAGCAGAAUAAUGCAGCGUAGAGUAAAAACUAGAUAACAGAGUAAAACAAUGUCCAGUUUUAAAAUACAGAAAACAUGCAUAUUAAAGCUCCAUUUAGAUAGACUGAACAUCACAGGAGGAGAGGAGAGGAAAUAAUUGAACUCAUGGUUCUGAAUGUCAUGUUAACCUAAUAACAGGAUCUAAUUUUGAAUAACUCAUCAUUCAUUUUGACGUAAAGUUCCCGAAAAUAUUAUUAUCUCUGAUGUCCAUCACCAAUAACUCCCAUAAAUCCACUUAAAACCAGA
This is a messenger RNA of Scomber scombrus (Atlantic mackerel), 1193 nucleotides long. It is a transcript of the gene dusp28, whose product is annotated as dual specificity phosphatase 28. Gene Ontology annotation, cellular component: cytoplasm. Gene Ontology annotation, biological process: protein dephosphorylation. The record is from RefSeq and is a predicted model, not a curated record. Lineage: Eukaryota; Metazoa; Chordata; Actinopteri; Scombriformes; Scombridae. Bases 1 to 462 code for a protein of 153 amino acids. Gene Ontology annotation, molecular function: MAP kinase tyrosine/serine/threonine phosphatase activity. The transcript has 2 exons.